AUGGCGGCCCGGAGCGCCCCGCACUGCCACCUGCGGCUGGAGUGGGUCUACGGCUACCGGGGCCACCAGUGCCGCAACAACCUCUACUACACGGCCGCCAAGGAGAUCGUCUACUUCGUGGCCGGGGUGGGCGUCGUCUACAGCCCCCGGGAGCACAAGCAGAAGUUCUACCGGGGACACAACGACGACAUCAUUAGCCUUGCAUUACAUCCUGAAAGAGUGCUGGUAGCAACAGGACAAGUUGGGAAGGAUCCAUAUAUCUGUGUUUGGGAUUCAUACACUGUGCAAACGAUAUCAUUACUGAAGGAUGUCCAUACCCAUGGUAUAGCUUGCUUGGCGUUCGACUUAGAUGGGCAACGUUUGGUUUCAGUUGGCCUUGAUUCGAAGAAUGCUAUCUGUGUGUGGGAUUGGAGAAAAGGAAAAAUGUUGUCUAUGGCCCCUGGUCAUACAGAUAGGAUAUUUGACAUUUCUUGGGAUUUGUACCAGCCAAACAAACUCGUCAGUUGUGGUAUAAAACAUAUUAAGUUCUGGAAUUUGUGUGGAAACUCUUUGACUCCAAAGAGAGGUGUCUUUGGAAAGACUGGUGAUCUUCAGACGAUAUUGUGCCUGGCCUGUGCAAGAGAUGAAAUAACUUACUCUGGUGCACUUAAUGGUGACAUAUAUGUAUGGAAAGGAAACAGUCUUGUACGGACAAUUCAGGGAGCACAUGCAGCAGGAAUUUUCAGCAUGAAUGCAUGUGAGGAAGGCUUUGCCACAGGUGGUAGAGAUGGGUGUGUUCGCCUCUGGGAUUUAACUUUUAAACCAAUUACUGUGAUUGAUCUCAGGGAAACAGACCAAGGAUACAAAGGUUUGUCCGUUAGGAGUGUUUGCUGGUGUGGAGACCAUAUUCUGGUGGGAACUCAAGAUAGUGAAAUUUUUGAGAUUGUAGUACAUGAACGCAGUAAACCAUUUCUGAUUAUGCAAGGGCAUUGUGAAGGUGAGCUUUGGGCUCUGGCAGUCCAUCCUACUAAGCCUCUGGCCAUGACUGGAAGUGAUGACCGAUCAGUCAGGAUAUGGAGCCUCAUCGAUCAUGCAUUAAUAGCAAGAUGUAAUAUGGAGGAACCAAUUCGUUGUGCAGCUGUGAGUAUGGAUGGAAUCCAUCUUGCUCUCGGAAUGAAGGAUGGCUCUUUCACUGUACUCCGAGUCAGAGAUAUGACAGAAGUUGUUCAUAUUAAAGAUAGGAAGGAAACUAUUCAUGAAUUGAAAUAUUCACCAGAUGGUACUUAUCUUGCUGUUGGAUCCAAUGACAGCUCAGUUGAUAUUUAUGGAGUUAUUCAGCGAUACAAAAAAGUUGGGGAAUGUGUUGGAUCACUUAGUUUCAUAACUCAUUUGGAUUGGUCAUCAGACAGUAGAUAUUUGCAAACCAAUGAUGGAAGUGGGAAAAGGCUGGUUUAUCGAAUGCCAAGUGGAAAAGAAGCAACAAGUAAAGAAGAAAUUAAAGGUGUCCAGUGGGCUACGUGGACAUGUGUUUCAGGCCUUGAAGUUAAUGGAAUUUGGCCCAAAUAUUCAGAUAUCAGUGAUAUAAAUUCUGUGGAUGGAAACUUUAUUGGCCAAGUUUUAGUUACAGCUGAUGACUAUGGAAUUGUAAAGCUGUUUCGUUAUCCUUGUCUAAGGAAAGGAGCGAAAUUUAAAAAAUAUCUUGGUCAUUCAGCCCAUGUAACAAAUGUCAGGUGGUCGCAUGACUAUCAGUGGGUUAUUUCUAUUGGAGGAGCAGAUCACUCUGUGUUCCAGUGGAAAUUUAUUCCUGAAAGAAAAUUAAAGGAUGCUCUUCACAUAGCACCCCAAGAAAGUCUAGCUGACUCCAAUAGUGAUGAAUCAGACUCAGAUCUGUCUGAUGUUCCAGAGCUGGACUCUGAAAUUGAACAAGAGACUCAGAUCACAUACCGUCGACAGGUUUACAAAGAAGAUCUACCUCAGCUUAAAGAGCAGUGUAAAGAGAAACAAAAAAGUUCUUCUAAAAGAAAAGAGAAAGCUCCAGAAAAUAGUAUCCGUUUACACUUUGUCCAUGGUUACAGAGGUUAUGAUUGUCGAAGUAAUCUGUUUUACACCCAAACUGGUGAAAUUGUAUAUCAUGUUGCUGCUGUGGGUGUAGUAUAUAAUCGUCAACAAAAUACCCAACGCUUUUAUCUGGGUCAUGAUGAUGACAUUCUAUGUCUUGCUAUUCAUCCAUUAAAGGAUUAUGUGGCCACAGGUCAGGUGGGCAAGGAUUCCUCAAUACAUAUUUGGGAUACAGAGACAAUGAAACCUUUGUCAAUAUUAAAGGGCUAUCACCAAUAUGGUGUCUGUUCAAUCGACUUUUCGGCCGAUGGGAAGCGCUUGACUUCAGUUGGAAUUGAUGAUAGUCACACUAUUGUCCUCUGGGAUUGGAAGAAAGGAGAGAAACUGUCAGUAGCAAGAGGAAGCAAAGAUAAGAUUUUUGUUGUAAAGAUGAACCCCUACAUGCCUGACAAACUGAUUUCAGCUGGAAUUAAGCAUUUGAGAUUUUGGCAUAGAGCAGGGGGAGGCUUGAUUGGAAGAAAAGGCUGUGUAGGUGCAAUGGGAAAAAGCGAUACAAUGAUGUGUGCAGUGUAUGGUUGGACUGAAGAGAUGGCGUUUUCUGGAACUUCAACUGGAGAUGUGUGUAUCUGGAGAGAUAUAUUUCUUAUAAAAACAGUCAAAGCACAUGAUGGACCAGUGUUUAGCAUGCACGCUGUAGAAAAAGGAUUUGUAACUGGGGGAAAGGAUGGAGUAGUGGCUCUCUGGGAUGACUCAUUUGAACGUUGCCUCAAAACUUAUGCCAUCAAAAGAGCUGCCUUGGCCCCUGGAUCUAAAGGUCUCCUCCUGGAAGACAACCCAUCAAUACGUGCCAUAUCAUUGGGACAUGGACAUAUUUUAGUUGGCACAAAAAAUGGUGAAAUUUUGGAGGUAGAUAAAGGUGGACCAAUCACCUUGUUAGUUCAGGGGCACAUGGAAGGGGAAGUGUGGGGCUUAGCUGCCCAUCCUCAUUUGCCUAUUUGUGCUACUGUAAGUGAUGAUAAAACCCUAAGAAUAUGGGAUCUCUCUCCCAGUCACUGUAUGCUAGCUGUUCGGAAACUGAGAAAAGGGGGCAGGUGUUGCUGUUUUUCUCCUGAUGGCAAGGCUUUGGCUGUAGGCCUCAAUGAUGGAAGUUUUUUGAUGGUAAAUGCAGACACUUUGGAGGAUCUUGUAUCCUUUCACCACAGAAAGGAUGUUAUUUCAGAAAUUCGAUUUUCACCUGGUUCUGGGAAAUACCUAGCUGUAGCAUCUUAUGACAGUUUUGUAGAUAUCUACAAUGUAAUGAGUAGUAAGCGAGUAGGAAUCUGCAAAGGAGCCACAAGUUAUAUAACACAUAUGGACUGGGACCUCAGAGGAAAACUUUUACAGGUCAACACUGGUGCUAAAGAGCAGUUGUUCUUCGAAGCUCCUCGAGGGAAAAAACAGAACAUUCCUAAUUUGGAGGUAGAAAAAAUUUGUUGGGCAUCAUGGACAAGUGUUCUUGGUUCUUGCUGUGAGGGAAUUUGGCCAAUAAUAGGAGAAGUCACAGAUGUAACUGCUUCAUGUCUGACCAGUGAUAAUAUGGUCCUGGCUACAGGGGAUGAUUUUGGAUUUGUGAAGCUUUUUAGAUAUCCUGCUAAAGGAAAAUUUGCGAAGUUCAAAAGGUAUGUCGCCCAUAGUACACAUGUCACAAAUGUUCGCUGGAUUUACGAUGACAGCUUAUUGGUUACCUUAGGAGGUGCAGACACAUCUCUAAUGGUAUGGACUUAUGAAAUAGAGGGAUACCGAGAGAAGAGACAGUGUGAUAGUGAAGAGUCUGACAUAGAUUCUGAGGAAGAUGGCGGCUAUGAUAGUGAUGUUACAAGAGAGAAUGAGAUUAAUUACACCAUCAGAGCCUUAUCAACAAAUAUCAGACCAAUGUUUGGAAUCAAGCCUCAUUUGCAACAGAAGGAACCCUCACUAGAUGAAAGGCAAGGGGUAGUGAGAGGUUCCAGACCACCAGUUAGUAGGGCACUACCACAGCCUGAAAAACUUCAGACAAAUAAUGUUGGCAAAAAGAAGAGACCCAUAGAGGACCUCGUGUUGGAGCUCGUCUUUGGUUACCGAGGCAGAGAUUGCAGGAACAAUGUUCAUUACUUGAAUGAUGGUGAUGAUAUAAUUUUCCACACAGCGUCUGUUGGAGUCCUAUACAAUGUGGCUUCUGGUUCUCAGAGUUUUUAUCAGGAACACAGCGAUGACAUUCUAUGCCUCACUGUAAAUCAGCACCCCAAAUUUAUCAAUGUGGUGGCUACUGGCCAAGUAGGAGACGCAGCAGACAUGUCAGCUACAGCUCCUUCUAUCCAUAUCUGGGAUGCAGUUAACAAGCAAACUCUGUCAGUAUUGCGAUGUUACCAUUCCAAGGGAGUUUGUUCGGUAAGCUUCAGUGCCACUGGUAAACUGCUUCUGUCAGUAGGGCUGGAUCCAGAACACACUAUUUCCAUUUGGAAGUGGCAGGAAGGUGCCAAAAUUGCCAGCAGGGCUGGUCAUAAUCAACGUAUUUUUGUGGCAGAAUUCAGACCCGAUUCUGAUACCCAAUUUGUUUCAGUUGGAGUGAAGCAUGUGAGGUUCUGGACCCUUGCGGGAAGGGCUUUGCUUAGUAAGAAAGGACUACUGAGCACCAUAGAAGAUGCCCGGAUGCAGACCAUGCUAGCUGUGGCUUUUGGAGCAAAUAACUUGACAUUUACAGGCACUAUCAGUGGAGAUGUUUGUGUUUGGAAAGAUCAUAUUCUGUCCCGAAUUGUGGCCAAAGCUCAUAAUGGACCCGUGUUUGCAAUGUAUACUACAUUGAGAGAUGGGCUCAUCGUAACAGGUGGCAAGGAAAGACCAUCAAAAGAAGGAGGAGCAGUUAAAUUGUGGGAUCAGGAGCUGAGGCGGUGCCGUGCCUUCAGACUGGAAACGGGACAGUUGACCGACUGUGUUCGUUCUGUGUGCAGAGGCAAAGGAAAAAUACUUGUUGGGACAAAGAAUGCCGAAAUAAUUGAAGUUGGAGAGAAAAAUGCUGCAUGUAACAUCUUAAUCAAUGGUCAUAUGGAUGGACCCAUCUGGGGGCUGGCAACGCAUCCCUCAAGAGAUUUUUUCCUUUCUGCUGCAGAAGAUGGCACAGUCAGACUCUGGGAUAUUGCUGACAAAAAGAUGUUAAACAAAGUCAAUCUGGGACAUGCUGCCCGUACUGUGUGCUAUAGCCCUGAAGGGGAUAUGGUAGCCAUUGGAAUGAAAAAUGGAGAAUUUAUUAUAUUGCUGGUAACUUCUCUAAAAAUAUGGGGGAAGAAAAGAGAUAGAAGAUCUGCAAUCCAAGACAUCAGAUUUAGCCCAGAUUCUCGUUAUUUAGCUGUGGGUUCCAGUGAGAAUGCAGUUGAUUUUUAUGAUCUGACACUGGGCCCUGCCCUUAACAGAAUCAGUUACUGCAAAGACAUUCCAAGCUUUGUCAUUCAAAUGGACUUCUCAGCCAAUGGUUGUUAUCUUCAGGUUUCCACGGGAUCAUACAAACGGCAUGUCUAUGAAGUGCCUUCAGGGAAACAACUUACAGAUCAGGCUGUCGUGGACAGAAUAACUUGGGCCACGUGGACAAGUAUUCUAGGGGAUGAAGUGAUUGGAAUCUGGUCCAGACAUACGGAAAGAGCUGAUGUCAACUGUGCCUGUGUCUCUCAUUCGGGAAUUAGCCUUGUGACUGGGGAUGACUUUGGCAUGGUCAAGCUCUUCGACUUUCCAUGUCCUGAAAAAUUUGCGAAAUACAAAAGGUUUCUAGGUCAUUCAGCCCAUUUGACUAAUAUUCGAUUUACAAAUGGGGAUCGGCAUGUGGUUAGUGCUGGAGGUGAUGACUGCAGUUUAUUUGUUUGGAAAUGUGUGCACAUGCCUCACUGAAGGAGCCUGAAGCUUCACAAAAAGGAUACUGCUUGAAGUAACAAGUCUAAGGGACCCAGGUUUGCAUUGAGGAAGAAUACCUUCAGUGCCCUGCAUGCUCAAAAAGUGAUGCUGACCCAAGACAGACAACUGAGGAAAGAUGGCUUAGCUACCGUACGUGCAUAACCAUAUUGAUACCACAUACUGCCAGACAUCUGGUCAAGUUCAUGCAGCACUGGGGAUGAUUGGGCAGUUCCUGGUAGCAGACAGGAUUUUGGGUUAUCAUGUGUUACUUUCAGGGCUCAUUUUGUGCCAGAACUGAAGUGCAGCCCCUCUUUCCCUCAUCCUCCUAUGGACAUACAAGCUCUUCUUGGAACCUUAUCUGUCCUACAAGAUGAGUAAACUUUUUUUAAUACCCUUAGACAGCAUGAUCAUUUCUUUUUUUGUUUUGAAGGCUUCAUCUUGCUAAGGAAAGGAAACUGAGUAGCUAGGUAUGUAAAGUCAUUUUUUUGUCAUUUCCCAAAAUUGGUAUAAUUAUGUAAGCAGAAAAUUCUGCCAGGAAUAUAAACUGCAUUAGUCAUAAGAAUAUUUAGGACCUGGGUCAUAAUAAAAUUAGGAGAGUUAAUGUUAUUGAACAUGCAUGAACCCAGUCUUUAAAGGGGAAGUAUUUUUGUCCUCAAAUAGUAAAGUGUACACAAGAAACAGGUUUGAUCACUUUGCAAGUGCCUUGUCCACAAUCCAAAAGUCUAAUUCCAGUUUUUGCCUUGUGAAUAAACCAUUCACAGCCAGUGCUUGGCACAGAGUAAGUGCUUAAUAGAUACCACAAUAAUUAUAAAUGAUUGAAUUGCCAUAAGUUAUGUGAGCCAUCAGUCUUCUAUUUAGAAGAGGCAAAGGACAAAAGAUUGAAAACAGAAAACUUAAAGCAGGCGUUCUCAUGUUUUUGGGGGACUGAACCUCCUUAUCAGUCUUAACAGGCUAGUAGUAUUAUUUGGCCAGGAACAGUAAUACAUGUAAGACUUAACUGAAUGUGAGUCUACAUUCUUAGAACCAUUUUAAAAUUAAUUAGCAAAUUUAGAAUAUUAAUUGAUCAACUGAGAUUUAUUAAUCCAUGGCUAAAAUAUUCUAUUUAGUAAGUAGCAUGGAAAAUAGCCAGAAAUAAAACAUUUUAUAAACCCACUGAGCUUCUGGAAUAAGCUGCAUUAACUAUAUUGUAAGUGGGGAGAAUGAACCUUUCCACGGGAAAGGUUCAUCCAACAAAUGCCCUAUCAUUCUGCAGUGUUUUCCAAAAUAAAUCAAAGGUUAGUGCAAGUGUUUCCCUGGACCUGCUUGGUUGAUUGGAGUUGGGCAGUAAAACUGAAAUUAAGCCCACCCUGCCUGUGGAUAGCUAAAAGAAGAGCAAGUUUUGAGUAGUUGUCUUAAACAUUGGAAAAAGAAAGGCCUGCUUAAACUGAUGCCCUGGGGGGGCGGGGAAUUGGGCAGUUGGGAAAGCUCCAGUAACUCUUUCAAGGCUCUUAAAAUAUACCUUUUAGAAAGUUACCAUUUCAGUAUAUUAGGUUAUCCCAAUUGCUUGAAAAGUUGAUGUACUUUCCAGAAAAUUUGACCUGGGGCACAUAUAGCUUUGCACAAUAGAACCAAAGCUGGUUCCAGUACAACAAAACUUAAACUUUAUCCUCUGCUGUAUGUAUCCCUAUGUAUCAUUUUGUUCUAAAUGACAUUCUUGCCCACUAAUCGUUUUUGUGACCCAUUUCAUCAAAGCAGAUCAAUAGCUGGACCUAACAUUUCUACAUUUCAGCCAAGACUGGUACCUUAAAACCUUCCUCCUACCAGUUCCCCCUGAUCGGGAGUCCUGGCUAAUGUACGUAGACACUGCUUGCAUGGCACUGCACAAGCCUGCAGCUCUGUAGUUGAUUCCACUGCCCAGGUUCCUAAGGCCUACAAGAGACUGGAUUCAACUUUUAGUCCUUUAAACAUCCUUUAGAAGUGUUGAAACCUUUCAAGAAAGCACUAUGGGGCAUUAGUUAUUACAUGCUUUCCUCUUUAAACAGCAUUUUUCCAUAGAUUCUCAGCUCCUAAAUACAUCUCUUUAGUGUGCUAUUACAUAUUUGACAUCUUUUACUCAAAUCUCAUUAGGAAACUCCUUAUGGGCAAGGAACUUGCCUGUUAUACUCUCCUAAGUGCUUAGUACAGUGCUCUACAGACUGUAAGCACUCAAUAAACGCCAUUGAUUGAUUACAGGCAACUCAUGGUAAGAAUGAAAGGAUAUCUUCCUUAAACUGAAUUUAAUAGCCAAUUCAUUAGUCCUAAAUGUUUCAGAUUGGAGGGAAGGGUGGAAUUGAUCAGGCUUUUGCUCAGUUCCACUUCUACCUAGAGGCAGUAAGGCCCAAGAGAGCCUGAAUCCUGCCCAGAACUCACAACUGUUCUGAUUAUUUUUCCAUUGAUUUUCAAAGAUUUGUGUUAAAAUACAGCUGCCUACAGCUUUUAAAUAUGUCCAAACAGUUUCUAAAAUUAAACACAUUUAAAGUAGCAUUAUGAGAAUUAUAUAAAAAGCUGAAGCAGGAAUGAAACUAUGGGUCUCAAUUUCAUACAAAAGACACCUUUAAUAAGAGACUGGUUUUGGGAAUUUGAGAGAUCUUCUGCUAUUUCAUUUUAGAACUCAGAUGCUAGAUGACUUGAAUUAAUCAGGGCUGGGGGUAAACUAGCCUUAGUCAUUUCAGCCUUUGAAACAUGUUGCUGACCUGGGAGUCAUUCUGUGGCCUUCUUCCUGAAUGCAGUAGCCCUUAGACUAAGGGAAGGAUAAACAUUUCAAGCCACAUCUAGAAACUGCCAUAUAUUGACUUAUUUAUUUUUAGCCUAGUGAGUUCUUUACGUGAUUUGAUUGUUCUGAAAGUCUAUUAUCCCCAUAUAUGUUGAUGAAAAAUUCACACAAUGAGCAGGCCAAGUCUACUAUGCACUCACUCUUCUUACCAAUCACUGUGCUCUACACUGCUGUCAAACCCAGACCUUUCCCUUUGUAGUCCUGUUCUGUCUCUGUUCCAGUCAAAUUUGGACCAUACCUAAACACACACCGACUGGCUAUUUGUGACUUCUGCUACAGUACAGUUCAGCUCAGCAAGAGGCCAUAGGUAACUGUACCAUACUUUAGGAUCCGAGAAUAACUACACAUACUUUUUAAUGUCAUCUUUGUAGUUCAAACAGUGUUAGAAUUGCUACUCCCCAAUUUCUGCCCUUUAAAUUGCAACUAAUUUGGACACUAGACCUUGCAUUCACUCUCUGGAGUAUCUCAUUUGUCAAAAUGAAUUACUUGUGGGAACACUUUUUUGAAUUAGGAAAAGUAUAAUUUCACACAAGUUCAAAACUGAAUUUGUGUGAAAGCUAAGGUGCUGUUAUUACCAUAUACUCUAUCUAUUUAGCCUUCCCCUCCACCCCCCCCAAAAAAAGUUUCAUACGCCAUUCUUGUGGACAAUGUAGCGGCAUUGUGCAUGUUGAGGGAGUUCAGUACAAUUUAGUGGAAUUCCUUUUUUUGUGGUUUUCUCCAUUCUUUAAAGGGAACCUGUAUGGGUUAAGAAGCUUAAAAGGGAGCACAUCAGAUUAGAAAGCCACAUCAGUAUAUAUUGGUGAAUGUCUAUGGAAGAGAAAAUAGUGUCAUCUGAGUUUCCCAAUAAUUAUUUUCUUGCGGCAUCAACUACUGAUAAAUACAUUCUCAUGAAAAGUGUUUUCUCCUUUUAAGCCAUCUAUCCCAACCUUAAAGAAAAUAAUCCCUGUUCAUUAAUUGUAACAUUAUCUUUUUAGUUUUAUCCUGAAUUUUUUACUCUGACAAUCUUCCUUGCUGUAACCAAAAGAAGAAAAAAAAAGCACUGUACAUUAACACAGUAGUUCAAAGGUAUGUUCCUGUUUUCCUGCAAGGAUCCUGUUGUUUUGUGUGCUCCUCAGCUGAACAAUUUGGGUAUCUAAUUCCAGCUAGUAUAUGCUGUAGUUAUUACUUUUUAAAAUGGUAAACCUGCUUUUAAACAUUGUUUUUUUGAAAAAAAAGAAUCCGAACAACCUUCAUUUUCUGCUCAAGUGUUAAUGUCUUGGAGUAUUAAUAUCUAUAUUUGUUAAAUUUGAGUUUAAGAACCAUACCCAGUAAAUAAUGUUUUCUGAUAUCCAUGUAAAUACUUGUAAAGAGCAUCUUUUGUAUAUUUUUGUGAAAACGUAGUUCCCUAAAAGAUUUAAUAAAAAAUUUGUUAUUAAAGUAAAUAGCAGCCACAUUUCAUAUUUUA
Molecule: messenger RNA, 10169 nt
Organism: Tachyglossus aculeatus (Australian echidna)
Lineage: Eukaryota; Metazoa; Chordata; Mammalia; Monotremata; Tachyglossidae
Gene: EML5
Product: EMAP like 5
Exons: 44
Coding region: 1-5931 (1976 amino acids)
Molecular function (GO): microtubule binding
Source: RefSeq, a predicted model, not a curated record